Messenger RNA from Chlamydomonas reinhardtii, 3634 nucleotides. RefSeq lists its product as uncharacterized. The transcript is spliced from 15 exons. The record is from RefSeq and is a predicted model, not a curated record. The coding region runs from base 124 to 2478 and encodes 784 amino acids. Gene Ontology annotation, cellular component: chloroplast. Gene Ontology annotation, biological process: fatty acid elongation. Lineage: Eukaryota; Viridiplantae; Chlorophyta; Chlorophyceae; Chlamydomonadales; Chlamydomonadaceae. Gene Ontology annotation, molecular function: long-chain fatty acid [acyl-carrier-protein] ligase activity.
GCUGCCCGCGACUCAGAAAGUGGAUCCUGCAGAAAAAGUCAAGUCAGCAACCACCGGCACUUUAUCGGUGGCUCGUUCUGGCCUUUCUCUUUCUUCCUGUCUUGCGUCAAUCCGCCAGCACGAAUGCGCUGCCAACUAUCGCAGCGGAGUAGUCGCGUGCAAGCCCGGCCGGCGCCGACCGCGGCGCCGUGGCGUCCGGCGCUCAAGUUGAGGAGGGCCUCCACUGAAGUUCGCAUCGCCCAGAUUGACCGGCCAGCCGAUGCAUCGUUCGAACGACGCGCGGAGUCCUCGCCGGGGGCGACGACCGCCGCUGAGCUGGAGCGCUUGGUAGAGGCUACAAUAUCCGAGGAGGGAGGUGUGCAGACGCUGACCGAUAUCUGGCGGCGUAAUGCGGUCACUUACGGCGACAAGCUGGCUGUGCGCGACCCACAUCACGAGGGUAGCCCUGAGAUGACCUUUAGUCAGCUGUACGAGGCGAUGCAGGACUUUGCGGCGGGGCUGUCGGGGCUGGGGCUGCAGCCUCAGGACCGGGUGGCCCUGUUCAGCGAGAACUCCAGUCGCUGGCUGGUGGCGGACGGCGCCGUCAUGGCGGCGGGCGGCGUGGACGUGGUGCGCGGCGCCACCGCGCCGCCCGAGGAGCUGCUGUUCAUCGGCCAGCACAGCGGCGCGGCGGGGCUGGUGGUGCAGGACGGGGCGGCGCUGGCGCGGCUGGUGGCGGCGGCGGCGGAGCACGAGCGGGCGGAGGAGGUCAACCCGCUUCACGACCUGCGCUUUAUCGUGGUGCUGUGGGGCGAGCCGCUCACAACCACCACCACCACCCCGGACAACAGCAGCAGCAGUAGCAGCAGCAGCAGCAGCAGCAGCAGCAGUAGUGGCACCGCCGUGCCGCCGCGCUGUCCUGUGCUGAGCUACAGCCAGGUCCUGGGCGCGGGCGCGGCGGCUCGGGCGGCGGGGCGCUGGCAGCCGGCGGCCGUGUCGCCCGCCGACCUGGCCACACUCGUGUACACGUCCGGCACCACCGGUCACCCCAAGGGUGUGAUGCUGACGCACGCCAACCUGUGCUACCAGGUCCGCAACCUCAGCCACUUCCUGCAGGUGCGCCCCGGAGACCGCGUGCUGAGCCUGCUGCCGCCCUGGCACAUCUACGAGCGCACCUGCUCCUACUUUGUGCUCAGCAGCGGCGGACAGCAGGUGUACACCAACAUCCGGCGCCUGCGUGACGACCUGGUGGCCCACCCGCCCGACCACCUGGUGUGCGUGCCCCUGGUGCUCGACACGCUGCACGCCCGCGUCGUACAGAAGAUCCAGGCGGGGCCGCGCCACCGCGCCGCCAUCGCCACAGCGCUGCUGGCGGCUGGCGCCGCCUACGUGCGCGCGCGCCGCGUGGCGCAGGGGCUGUCGGUGCGGCACGCGCUGCCGUCCAAGGCGGCGGCGGAGACGGCGACGAUGGGGCAGGAGGAGGGUGUGGAGGCGGGGGCGGCGGCGCAGCAGGAGGAGGGUGCGGGGGCGGGGGCGGGCGUGGUGUGGAGCCCGGUGGAGGUGGCGCGGCGCUGGGCGGUGCGGCUGGGUGCGGCGCUGCUGACGGCACUGCUGGCGCCGCUGCAGGCGCUGGCGUCCGUGCUGGUGUACCGCAAGGUCCGCGAGGCCCUGGGCGUGCGGCGCACCGUCAUCAGCGGCGGCGGCUCGCUGGCGGCGCACCUGGACGACUUCUACGAGGCGCUGGGGCUGCAGGUGCUCAACGGCUGGGGGCUGUCGGAGACGGCGCCCGUGCUGGCGUGCCGCCGCGCGGUGGAGGGGCAGAACAUCCGCGGCAGUGUGGGUGUGCCCACCCCCGGCACGCAGCUGCGGGUGGUGGACCCCGAGUCCCUGGCGCCGCUGCCGGCGGGGCGGCAGGGGCUGGUGCUGGCGCGCGGCCCGGGGGUCAUGCCCGGCUACUGGCAAGACCCGGCCGCCAGUGCCAAGGCGUUCCGGGCCGGAGGCGGCUGGUUUGACACGGGUGACCUGGGCUGGGUGGCGCCGGAGGGUGUGCCCGCGUCCAACUGCGCCGGACACCUGGUGCUCACGGGGCGCGCCAAGGACACGCUGGUCCUGAGCUCGGGCAAGAACGUGGAGCCGCAGCCCGUGGAGGACGCAGUGGCCGCCAGCCCGCUGAUCAAGUUCGUGGUGCUGGUGGGGCAGGACAAGCGCGAGCUAGGCGCGCUGGUGUGGCCUGAUGAGGACGCGGUGGCGGCGGUGCCGGAGCUGGCGGCGCUGAGUGCGGCGGCGCUGGAGGACCGGCUGAUGGCCGAGGUCACACGGCUCAACUCGGGCCGGCCCGACUACCACCCCUUUGACCACGUGGCGCACAUCGCGGUGCUGCGCACGCCGCUCAGCCCCGACGACGGCACGCUGACCCGCACGCUCAAGCCGCGCCGCGCCCAGAUCGCCCAGCGCUAUGAGCGCGAGCUGACGCAGCUGCUGGGCCGACUGCGCGGCUGAGGCCGCCCCCCACCUCCGGGACGGGGCCCUGGUUGGGGCCCGGGAUGUGGGACCCGAGAUGAGGGCCCCUGAUGGGGGAGGGCAGGGGGCUCAGGGUCGGGUCCUGGCUCAACACCUCUUGCCGGCCCUGGCCCUGAGGCCCCUGGCUGGGGUCCAGGUUGAGGGUGCUGGCUUGGGCUCAAGCCAUAGGGGCAGGGGAGAGGCAGGGAGGUGAGGUGGUGAUGUGAUUUGUGUGAGGCGGGCGAGGGCGACGUGUGGGCUCUGUAAGGGCAGGGAUGUCGGCUUGGGUGGUCGAGACGCGAAGCCGGCGGGCAGGGCAAAGUGGAGCGUGGCGUGUAUGGAGCGUGCAUGUUCGUGACAUAAGGUGUAUAGGGGUAUGAACGGACAUGUGUACCGCAUGUCCGUACGUGUGGUGAGCGUGGUGUGUGUUCGUAUGGAACGUACUUGGCCUCGGCGCCUUGCCGUGUGCUCGUCUUGUACAUGUCUCGAAAUAAGGAACGUUGUUCGAAACGGAACAAGAGCUAAUCUUGGUCGUUGGUAUGUGCCUGCGCUAUUUACGGAUAUAUGCCCCGGUGGAUGUAUUGAAAUCCCCGGCAGUAGAGGUAGUGUGGCUGUAGGGUCGUCCGUGCAAUUGCGGAAUGUCUUGAGCGUUGUGUGCGUGUGCUCCUUUUGUUUAUCCUCGCGUCAAUGAGAUCCCCCUCAUACGGUAUCCUGUCACCUCAUGAGCCUUACCCAUGUGUUGCCAUUGGCUGUGAUGGCAAUAGUAUGGAAGGAGUACGGUAUGCCUAACACCUAUGUAUGCCAAAGGGGCUAUGGUUGUACCCACGGUGCGGCGUCUAUUGCACGAGAGAUCCAUUGGCGUCGCCCUGCGGAUGCAGGCAGCUGCAUGAGUGGAGUGUCACUAUCACUUUUGUCGCGUAUGUGGUAGCUUGUGCCCCAGUCGGAGAGUGGGUGGUUGUUAGGGUGUACCACUGCAGUGGGUAUCCAUUAGGGGUGUCCAGGGGCUGGCCGACGUCGCUUGCCCAAGUUGCCGUCCCCAAGCCCUCCCCGAGAGCCUGAGUGCGCCGUCAGAGGGCUGCUUUCAGCGCACGGAUAAGGGCACGGAAGCGCGCCGGUGCAGUGAAGUGCGUCGUCUUGUCGUUUGUAACACAUUGUU